AAUGGCUGUCUACUGUCACUUCCUUUCUCACUCCUACUCACUCAAGUCCUUCUGCGUCAACAAGACUUCAUCUCCGCCAAUUGAAUCUCUGACUGUCAUUUCUUUCUAUCCAGACAUGGACAGGGAGGCUAAUCUGCCGGUCCCGCCGCCACUCGCAUCCAAAAGUCUGGUCCGUCCAAUAACAAACUUGGAGACGACAUCGUCUUCAUUCUCUUCAUCAUCCAGUCCGCCGGACUUCCUCCGGCAUGUUCAAGCCGCCUUCAAGCGUCACCGUCCUCUAGGUACAAUGCAGUCAAAUAGUAUAAUGCCUAAGCGUGGUUUAGUUCCUAAACGCGAAGCAUCAAGAAACUUGGGUUCAAAUGUGGGUCCUUGUGUAGACACAAAGAAAAUCCAAGAUGUGGUUCGAUUCAGUCAGGAUCAUGCCAUGAAGGAUUCAAUUGUGAAGGCAAAGAAUGCAGCUGCAGCAGCUUCUGUUGGGGAAACUCAAGAAUGUGCAUCUAUUACACCACCUUCAUUUUCUGUCACUAUCACCAAUACGUUUGAUGAAAACUUUAACCUAUUUGAUGCACAGAGAGGUUGUCCUGAAGCUGUUACAGGUUGUAAAGAAAUUCAUCCAUCCUGUAAAGUGUCUCAACAUGAUGAAGGUCAGAGAGAAGUUCAGUUUUCAGUUGGAAAAAAUGCCAGUUGCCAGGAAAUGGAAUGGGAUGGAAGAAAUCGAGUAGAAGCAUCAACUGUUGUGAAUAAUGAUUCCAAGUACCAGAACUUUCGGAACACAGAAUCUGAUACAAGUUUGAAGCCUGAUGGUGGAAUUUCUUCUUCAGUGGCAACGAGAACAACGGUUAUCCAGGAUCAGCUUCACCAAUUUAGAAACUUUCUAAGUCAGCCUGCUACUCAAUUUUCUGUUGUAGGCUCAUCAAGUGCCACCUCAACAUCAAUCCAUUCUACUUCAGCACCCAUGCUGAAUUCAACAACCUAUUGCUCUCGUUAUCAAGGUGGCAAUGCUCAUGGCGCUGGAGAACCUCGGGGAGAUUGCAGUAUGAAUUCUGAGCCAGUAAAUCAAGGAGAUAUGAUGCAUCCUUCAUGUCCUUCACAUAAAGAUAUCAAUAGAAUUCAAGUUGAUCAGACGGCAACCAGUGCCCAGGUUUCUACCUCUGUAAUUGACACCAGAGUUGAAGUUCAGGAACAUCGAUUUUCGAAGGAGCAACAAGGCAAUGUGAUAAAGGAAAGUUGUAUACCAAAGGAUUCUUCUCUGCAUGUUGAUAAGUCAACAGAAGGGGGUCAACUUGCAGGCCAUGUUACUGAUGUAAAAUCUCAGGCUCCAUUCUCCAAAUGCUCAUCAUCUGAUGUGAAUUUAGAGACAUUUAAACCUGAAAAGCAAGAAAAGCCUGCUAGCGGUAAAGGAGUGUCUGCACCUCGUAAACGGAAUUAUGACCUUGACUUGUUCUUUAAAGUCAAUGGAAAGCUCUAUCAAAGGCUUGGUAAGAUAGGUUGUGGAGGAAGCAGUGAGGUUCACAAAGUCAUUUCAUCAGACUGUACAAUCUAUGCACUUAAGAGAAUCAAGCUUAAAGGUCGUGAUUAUGCUACCGCAUAUGGGUUUUGUCAGGAAAUUGAGUAUUUAAACAAGUUGAGGGGAAAGAACAAUAUUAUACAGCUAAUAGACUAUGAGGUGACAGAUAAAUCAUUGCUUCGAGAAGUCUUGAAUGGCUCCAUGAGCAACAAAGAUGGCAGAGUCAAGGAUGAUGAAUAUAUAUACAUGGUACUAGAGUAUGGGGAAAUUGAUUUGGCUCAUAUGCUCUCCCAGAAAUGGAAGGAAAUGGAUGGCUCCAAUCAGACCAUAGAUGAGAACUGGCUUCGAUUUUACUGGCAGCAAAUACUUGAAGCUGUGAACACCAUUCAUGAGGAACGCAUUGUGCACUCUGAUUUGAAGCCAGCGAAUUUCCUUCUUGUCAAAGGUUUUUUGAAGCUUAUUGAUUUUGGUAUUGCGAAAGCCAUCAAUAGUGAUACGACAAACAUCCAAAGGGAUUCACAGGUGGGUACCCUGAGCUACAUGUCACCUGAAGCAUUCAUGUGCAAUGAAAGUGACUCCAAUGGAAACGUGAUAAAAUGUGGCCGGCCAUCAGAUAUAUGGUCUCUUGGUUGCAUCCUUUACCAAAUGGUAUAUGGGAGGACACCCUUUUCGGAUUAUAAAACCUUCUGGACCAAGUUUAAAGUCAUCACAGAUCCUAAACAUGAAAUAACAUAUGAACCAGUUUCCAAUCCAUGGCUUCUUCAUCUUAUGAAGAAGUGUCUUGCCUGGGACCGCCAUGAAAGGUGGAGGAUUCCUCAGCUACUUCAACAUCCUUUCCUUGUUCCCCCAAUCCCAUCCCAAACAUCGCCAUCUCAACACCAAAUCUGUAAGCUGCUUCAACUUCUAGCCGAAUCUUGUGCCAGUGACCAGGAAGCUUCGAUGUUAUGCCGGCAGCUUAGUCAACUACUUAAAUCUCAGUUAUCAACAUCAAGAGACCAACAAUGUAAGUUGCUUUCUCGAAUGUCAAAGCUUUGCGUUGAGCUCCAGAAACGUUUAUCAUAUGAAUGAAGAUAUUGGACAGGGAUAAAAGUGUAAAUUAAUUGUUUAGAUUGUUUUAGUCAGGCUAAGUCAUUUUUCAGGCUAGAAGGAUUGUCUCCCGCCUGAUCAUUCGUGUUUUGUUCCAUACCUAUGUAAUAAGUAUAAGGUCAAAGGACUAUUUUUCA
Mangifera indica (mango) is the source of this 2730-nucleotide messenger RNA. RefSeq names its product serine/threonine-protein kinase MPS1-like. Gene Ontology annotation, molecular function: ATP binding; protein serine/threonine/tyrosine kinase activity; protein serine/threonine kinase activity. NCBI's taxonomy places the organism in Eukaryota, Viridiplantae, Streptophyta, Magnoliopsida, Sapindales, Anacardiaceae. Gene Ontology annotation, biological process: chromosome segregation; mitotic spindle assembly checkpoint signaling; protein localization to kinetochore. Gene Ontology annotation, cellular component: kinetochore; nucleus; spindle. The transcript is spliced from 6 exons. The coding region runs from base 2 to 2575 and encodes 857 amino acids. The record is from RefSeq and is a predicted model, not a curated record.